AUGACCACGCCAUCACUACCGCCGGCCCUCACCGCCUACCCGGCCGCGUCGGUGCUUCCACCCGCCCAGGGCGUGCCCGUGCCGCCUCCCGGCCUCGCCGCCUCCGCUGCCGUGGGCGUCGUGCCGGCCGGCCCCGCCUCGCUGCCCCAGGGCGUCCCCAUCCAGCGGGUGCCGUUCCCGUCGUCGCCCUCCCAGCUACCGGCGUGGGUGACCGCGACGGAGCCCCCGCCCAUCUACUCGGCCGCAUCGGCACCUCCUCCCGUCUACACGGCUGUCGGGGACCCUCCGAGGCCUUCCUUCCCGGAGCCGACGUACUCGCGCUUUGCGGAGCCCUCCGCUGGCCGCGCGGAGUACCCCGGCCAGGGCACCGCCGGCCUCGCUCCCUCAUGCUACGCCAAGCUCGAUUUUGCCACGUACGACGGCGUCGAGGACCCCCUCAACUGGCUCAACCAAUGCGAGCAAUUCUUUCGCGGAUAG
Molecule: messenger RNA, 477 nt
Organism: Lolium perenne
Lineage: Eukaryota; Viridiplantae; Streptophyta; Magnoliopsida; Poales; Poaceae
Source: RefSeq, a predicted model, not a curated record